AUGGCGGAAGCAUUACAUCAACGUGUUGAGUCAUAUCUUGUAGAUUUUUUUAAAGAACCAAAUAAUGGAGUAAAAUUUGGACCGAUAGUAGCUUCUGAGAAUGAUGCCGAUGGAACACAAGAUGCGAAACGUGAAUGUGUGAGGAAUACAUCCGCUGCCAGAUUAUGGGCACGUCGAGCACUACCAGUUGGUGUAUUAUCUUCAAAUACAACUUUAGCAGGAAAUGGAGUGUAUGUCAAAGAGUGGGAAUGCGGAACAAUACAUCAUAUUACACAUAAAGAAACCGGUUACGUCUUUUGGGAUCCACCAAUUUUGGGUGGAGUUCCAAAUGUUGAAGGCUAUACUGCAGUGAUACCCAAUACUGUUAUUGGCGAAAAUUUUGUUAUUGACUUACGUGGCUUACAACAAGUAGUCCUUCGUACAAAUUAA
Molecule: messenger RNA, 429 nt
Organism: Diversispora eburnea
Lineage: Eukaryota; Fungi; Glomeromycota; Glomeromycetes; Diversisporales; Diversisporaceae
Source: the annotation of a GenBank genome assembly